AUGGCAUCACACUCGAAUACCUCGAAUGUGGUGGGCGGUCACUACCGGGUAGGGAAAAAAAUCGGUGAGGGCUCAUUUGGUGUGAUUUUCGAAGGCACCGAUCUUCUUACGCACCAUCGCAUUGCUAUUAAGUUUGAGCCACGUAAAAGUGACGCACCUCAGCUUCGUGAUGAGUACCGCACGUACAAAGUUUUGAGCGGCGUUCAAGGCGUGCCGCAGGUGUAUUAUUUCGGCCAGGAGGGCUUGCACAAUGUGUUGGUUAUCGAUUUGCUCGGUCCAUCUCUUGAAGAUUUGUUCGAUCUCUGUGGACGGCGCUUUUCCGUUAAAACGGUUGUGAUGGUCGCCAAGCAAAUGGUUUCUCGUGUACAAUCUAUUCAUGAACGUAACUUGAUCUAUCGUGAUAUCAAACCAGAUAAUUUCCUUGUGGGGCGUGGGCCUGGCAAGUCGGCCAACAUAGUGCAUGUCGUCGACUUUGGGAUGGCCAAACAAUACCGUGAUCCCCGGACAAAACAACAUAUCCCUUACCGCGAGCGCAAGAGUCUAAGUGGCACUGCACGGUACAUGAGCAUUAACACACACCUAGGGCGCGAGCAGUCUCGAAGAGACGAUCUUGAGGCGUUGGGGCAUGUGUUUUUGUACUUUUUGCGUGGAAGUUUGCCAUGGCAGGGCCUUAAGGCUGCAACAAACAAACAAAAGUACGAAAAAAUCGGCGAGAAGAAACAGAGCACGUCCAUUAAGGAUCUCUGUGAUGGUCUUCCCGAAGAAUUCGGCAUUUACCUGAAUUACGUACGCAAGCUCGGGUUCGAGGAGACGCCUGACUAUGACUUUCUUCGCGAACUUUUCUCCAAGGUCCUUCGCGACAUGGGCGAGGUUGAUGACGGUGUGUAUGACUGGCUCAUGAUGAAUAAUGGCAAGGGCACAGAGUCAGACCCUUCACGCUCUGCACAUGCAGAGCGUGGAAAUCCCCAAGACUUGCUUGCUACUGCUGGUGCUGUCGGUUCUGGCACGCCCGUUGCUAACGCUGCGGGUACCGUCGCAGUCUCGGGCGCGGCCACUCCGGGCGCUCAACCGACACCUCAUGGUAGUGGACGUCAGCGGUAUCGCACGGGAGAAAUGGGCACGCGACUCAGCACGACUGAAAUUCGCACUGAGCAGGGCUAUGCACCUAUACGCGACGUGCCACAUUCGAAUGCUAAGUUCACCCGCUCGCAGCAGCAGCUUGCCAUGUCACCAUCUGCAUCUGGUGCGCGAGUCGCAUCUGGCGCCGGCUCACCACAUUUGGACGAGCGCCCACGACAAACAGCACGUCGCUACGAAUCGCGGCCAUUCGCACUAGCGAAUUCCAUGUCUGCUGAUGCGGGUGGGACGACAAUGCAUGAUGCGCCUGGUCGCAUGAACCAUCCAGCUGCGUCGCCAGCUGCGUUGCAUAAUGGCAUGGCUGAUACGAGUGGCACCGGUUAUCAGACGACUGCGCCUUUGAUGGAACGCCGGACCUUCGGUCAGCGGCUGGUGGACUUUUUCCUUUGUCGCUGUGACUAG
Malassezia globosa CBS 7966 is the source of this 1539-nucleotide messenger RNA. RefSeq lists its product as uncharacterized. The record is from RefSeq and is a predicted model, not a curated record. Gene Ontology annotation, biological process: peptidyl-serine phosphorylation; endocytosis; signal transduction. Gene Ontology annotation, molecular function: protein serine/threonine kinase activity; ATP binding. Lineage: Eukaryota; Fungi; Basidiomycota; Malasseziomycetes; Malasseziales; Malasseziaceae. The transcript is spliced from 2 exons. The coding region runs from base 1 to 1539 and encodes 512 amino acids. Gene Ontology annotation, cellular component: nucleus; cytoplasm.